This is a messenger RNA of Galeopterus variegatus (Sunda flying lemur), 1630 nucleotides long. It is a transcript of the gene RAP2C, whose product is annotated as RAP2C, member of RAS oncogene family. Gene Ontology annotation, cellular component: plasma membrane. Gene Ontology annotation, biological process: negative regulation of cell migration; Rap protein signal transduction. Bases 114 to 665 code for a protein of 183 amino acids. Gene Ontology annotation, molecular function: GTPase activity; GTP binding; GDP binding. The transcript is spliced from 3 exons. The record is from RefSeq and is a predicted model, not a curated record. Lineage: Eukaryota; Metazoa; Chordata; Mammalia; Dermoptera; Cynocephalidae.
UCUCCUCCCCAGCUCGCAGAUUUCCGCCCACCUUCCGCCUCGUCUAGCCGCGCCGCAGCUAGCGGGGUGUUAUUCUUCCCCCCCUCUGGUAGGAGUCGGUGAAGGUGAGACUCAUGAGGGAAUACAAGGUAGUGGUGUUAGGGAGCGGAGGGGUUGGCAAAUCUGCCCUGACUGUGCAGUUUGUCACUGGGACUUUCAUUGAGAAAUAUGACCCCACCAUUGAAGAUUUUUACCGCAAAGAGAUCGAAGUGGACUCUUCCCCCUCCGUGCUGGAAAUUCUGGACACCGCAGGAACUGAGCAGUUUGCCUCCAUGAGAGAUCUCUACAUCAAAAACGGCCAAGGUUUCAUCCUGGUUUAUAGUCUGGUGAAUCAACAGUCUUUUCAGGAUAUCAAGCCAAUGAGAGAUCAGAUUGUCAGAGUGAAGAGAUAUGAAAAAGUCCCACUAAUCCUAGUAGGAAAUAAAGUGGAUCUGGAACCAGAAAGAGAGGUUAUGUCUUCAGAAGGUAGAGCUUUGGCUCAAGAAUGGGGCUGUCCUUUCAUGGAGACAUCGGCAAAAAGUAAAUCAAUGGUGGAUGAACUUUUUGCUGAGAUCGUCAGACAAAUGAACUAUUCAUCCCUGCCCGAGAAGCAAGAUCAGUGUUGUACAACUUGCGUUGUCCAGUAAAAAAGAUAACCUCAGUCAUGGCCAUACCGAGCAGAUAAAACUCAGAGGAAAUUUGCACAGAUGCUGCUUUGGAGAACUUUACAACCUGGGUUGCAGAACUGAGCCUUGGUAAACCUGUCUCUAUUACAGCAUGUUGCCAUACAUCUAAUUAAGUACAUAAGGUCUUUGGCCUUCAAGAUCCAUCGACCUUAAACAGGAAUGCUUAGCACGUUUACUAUAUGUUUAAAAUUUGUUCAUUAGCAAUCAGUCCUUUUAUAGCUUUCUAAGUUCUUACUGAUGGCUAAUAUGCAAGGGUUAAUUUUUAAUAUUUUAAUUGAUUUCUUUAAUCAGUUUCUCAACUUGUAUUUAUUAAAUACUCAAACUCAGUAUUACCUACUCAAUGCCUUUUAAAAGAAAGUUAUAAUGGAGAAAAAAAUUGAGCCUUAAACAAAUGGUUACUUCUGUAUAUUACCUCGUACCAGUGCUUCAUCCUAUUUGUAAAAUCUUUCUCCUUUAAAUGGUUGGUUAAUACUUUGAGACUUUGUUUACAUGUGGCAGUGUUGUAAAAAGAAACUAAAGAUCACCUUUUACCUGUAUGGAUGAAAUAUCCCUUUUCUUCAAGUGCAGUUUGUGAUGUGUUUUUGUAAUUAACAUAUUCUGAAAGUUACAAUUGAUAUUUGAAAUCAACUGUAGAGCAUUUAGUUAAAGAGUUAAGCAUUCAGUUGCAUUAGGUUUUCACAUGUGUUAAUCUCAUUUACAGCAUUGAAUUGCAGCAGUAACAUUUUCCUUUCUGUGAGGUUCUAAAUUUAGUUAUGACCUAUUUAGCAAUGCGUUUGAAAAGGGAUAUUGUAUCCAUGGUAAAUUAAUUGUAUACCUAAACAGUGAUAGCUCAGCUUUGCCUGUCAGGCUUGUAAUUGACAUCUAGUAGACUUCUGCACAUGUAAAAUUGAAUUCAAAUAAAAUCAUAUACAGUUUCUAGUUCUUAA